CUUGAAAAAGGACAGGCUGCUGUUGCUGCGGCUUCUGACUCUAGUGACAAAUCAAAGGAUAAAUUGGACCAGAAGACACUUCGCCGGCUGGCUCAAAAUCGUGAAGCUGCUAGAAAAAGCCGGUUAAGGAAAAAGGCAUAUGUGCAACAACUAGAGAGUAGCAGGUUAAAGCUUAAUCAACUUGAGCAGGAGCUUCAGCGAGCACGCCAACAGGGCAUCUUCAUUUCAAGCUCAGGAGAUCAGUCCCAUUCCAUGGGUGGAAAUGGGGCUUUGGCAUUUGACAUGGAAUAUGCACGAUGGCUAGAAGAACACCAUCGACAGAUCAAUGAGCUGAGGGCUGCAGUGAACUCACAUGCAAGUGACAAUGACCUCCGUGCUAUUGUUGAUAGCAUUAUGGCACAUUAUGAUGAAAUUUUUAGGCUCAAAAGUGUGGCAGCCAAAGCAGAUGUUUUUCACAUGUUGUCAGGAAUGUGGAAGACGCCCGCGGAAAGGUGUUUUCUGUGGCUUGGGGGUUUCCGGUCAUCUGAACUUCUCAAGCUACUUGCAAAUCAGCUGGAGCCUCUUACAGAGCAGCAGUUGGUGGGGAUAUGUAAUCUACAGCAGUCCUCCCAGCAGGCUGAGGAUGCACUGUCACAAGGAAUGGAAGCGCUGCAGCAAUCCUUGGCAGAAACUUUGGCUUCUGGAUCGCUUGGGCCCACAGGAUCAUCUGGUAAUGUAGCAAAUUACAUGGGUCAGAUGGCAAUGGCCAUGGGAAAGCUUGGCACUCUUGAAAAUUUCCUCCGCCAGGCCGACAAUUUGCGUCAACAAACCCUACAACAAAUGCUUCGCAUAUUAACAACACGCCAAUCAGCCCGUGCACUCCUUGCCAUACAUGACUACUUUUCUCGACUCCGUGCAUUAAGCUCGCUUUGGCUUGCUCGACCAAGAGAGUGAGGGCUAAACUGAUUGAGCCCAUCAUUUGUGCGGUUAAUGGGUCAUCAAGCCUGGAAUGUAUGUUCGCUCGGGCAGAUGAGCUUGUUACGAAGAUAUCCGACAACUGUGCCGUGGUGCUUCUGGAUCGUCUAUAUAUAUAUAUAUAUAUUCGAUCUGGGGAGCCUUGCUGUACCAUCUCCUGGUGCAGGAAACACAUGUGAAUGUUUAUUAUAUGCUCUAAUUAAUUUACAUGCUUUGGUGUUGCCGUGAUGUAUACAUUCAUGGAAUGUGCAGAGACGUGAAGGGUGUAUUCGCUUGAAAAAUUGACUGAGCCUGCUCUAACCUGUCAAUAAAAUUGAUGUUUAAUAGAGUAAACU
Messenger RNA from Elaeis guineensis (African oil palm), 1289 nucleotides. NCBI's taxonomy places the organism in Eukaryota, Viridiplantae, Streptophyta, Magnoliopsida, Arecales, Arecaceae. The record is from RefSeq and is a predicted model, not a curated record.